Messenger RNA from Brettanomyces nanus, 1605 nucleotides. RefSeq lists its product as uncharacterized. The record is from RefSeq and is a predicted model, not a curated record. Gene Ontology annotation, molecular function: RNA binding. Gene Ontology annotation, cellular component: nucleus. NCBI's taxonomy places the organism in Eukaryota, Fungi, Ascomycota, Pichiomycetes, Pichiales, Pichiaceae. The transcript has a single exon. Bases 1 to 1605 code for a protein of 534 amino acids. Gene Ontology annotation, biological process: tRNA N2-guanine methylation.
AUGACUUCGGAAGCUUUUCCUACUAUAGAUUUGUCAAAAUAUGACCAGCUAACAGAGGGAUCUGCUACUAUCCUAUUUCCUAAAAACAAGGUCUUUUACAAUCAUGUGCAACAAUAUAACAGAGAUCUAAGCUGCCUAGCCAUUAGAGCUUUUACUGAAUUGUAUCAGGAAGAAAAAGUCUUGUUGAGACGGAAGAGAAAUAAACAACCGGUAACAGAUGGUGCUCAGCCUAGUACGGAAGACGUCACUGAAACAUUGACGAAGGCGGAUGCAGAGGAGAAGGCCAAAAAACAGCCUUAUGCCAUUGUUAUGGAGGCAUUGUCAGCAUCAGGUUUGAGAGCUAUACGAUAUGCUAAAGAGAUUCCCCUUAUCAAAAGUAUCAUUGCAAAUGAUUUGAGUGCUGCAGCAGUGGACUCAAUUAAUGUGAACAUUCAGCACAAUCAGGUCGGAAACAAGGUGACAUCCAAUCAUGCGGAUGCCAUUCAAUACAUGUCACAACACAAAGACGAGUAUCACGUGAUUGAUUUGGAUCCAUACGGAUCGGCAGCUCCUUUUCUAGACUCGGCCAUGCAGGCAGUCAAGAACGGAGGCAUGAUGCUUAUCACGUGUACAGAUAUGGGAGUUUUAGCCGGUAACGGUUACCCCGAGAAGUGCUUUGCGCUAUAUGGAGGAUCUAAUGUUGGAGGAGAUGCUACUCAUGAGACAGCACUCAGGCUUGUUCUCAAUAUGAUAGCCACAACUGGUGCCAAGUACAGGAAGUCCAUCGAGCCUUUACUGUGCUUGUCGAUUGACUUUUAUGUGAGAUUAUUCAUUAGGGUUCAUCAAUCUCCCAUCAAGGUGAAAGAGUUGGCCUACAAUACAAUGAUGAUGUCCAAAUGCUCUGGCUGCUACUCGGUCACAGAGCAACGAUUGGGUAAGAUCAGCCAUAAUAAAAAUGGUAGCAAAAAGUUUGGACUAGCCACAGGUGCUUCGCAUAUUGGACCUAAUUGCAGCUUUUGUGGCUAUGUCAAUCACAUUGGAGGGCCAAUGUGGGCUGGAAAUUUGCAUAAUAAAGAUUUCAUUGAUAGAGUAUUGUCUUUACAGGCCAAAGCAGAUGAUAAGAUAUACAAGACAUUACCUAGGAUAAAGGGAAUGCUCACCAUGGCUAAGAAUGAAUUGGAUGCACAUUUCUACUUCAAGCCGACGUCGGUUUCCUCUGUUUUAAAAAUACCUGCACCUUCUAUAGAGACUUUUACUGGAGCAUUAGGAAACUUGGGAUAUCAUGCAUCGUUAUCACAUACUGUCCCCAACUCCAUUAAGACAGAUGCUCCCUGGGAGACGAUCUGGUUUAUCGGUAAGAAACUAGCAGAGAAAUGCAAGCUGGACAAAUCCAAAUUGAGUGAAACAACUGCAGGUUACAAAAUCUUGUCCAACGAUGACGUUGGAAAAGAUAUAGAUCUCAACAAGUUGAAAGCCGAGUCAGGAAGUACUGAUAUGGAGGAUUCUGAUUGGUUGUUCCAGAGAAAUGAAGUGAGUGACCAAGUGAAUCAGUUGAGAAGAAUCAAAAUCGUGCGUUUCCAGGAAAACCCAACUAAGAACUGGGGACCGAAAUCAAGACCCAAAUAA